UAUUCCUCCUAUGGUAGCAUUCCAAGCAGAACCGACUCUGUCCAACUCUACCGUCUCGCCGCGUAAUUGACAUUGUUGGCAUCGCAUCACUUCUUAAUUUACUCACUCACUAGUAAAAUGCAUUGCUCUUAAUCUUACCUAAAACAGAAUCUCUCUCUCUCUCUCUCUCUUUCUUGUUGAGUUAGAGAGUUUGAUAAAAAAAGAAGAAACAAAACAGCACAUGGCUGCUUGUUCUUGGAAGCCACACAUGAAUUUACUAAACCAAAGAGAAACUCAAACAUUGUUUUCACGUGGCCCUACUUGUCAUCAAAUCUUAAACUUUGCUUCAAGAUCAAUGACCAAUUAUUGUUGUCUUAUUGCGGCUGUCAAAAACACCAAGUUUAAGGUAAAAGGGUGUGGAUGUAAGUGCAAUGAAGAAGAAUAUGGUGUGACUGAGGAAGACAAAGAUAUUGUCAAGAUUCUCUUUCAAUCCAAACCUUAUUUUUCUGUACAAAGAGGAAGAGUUUUUGUUGUUCACAUUUCUGCUGAGGUUGUUGCUACUCCUAAUUACUUCCAUGCCAUUCUCAAGGAUAUAGCUUUUCUUCAUCACCUUGGAAUCCACUUUGUUAUUGUUCCUGGCACCCAUGUGCAAAUUGACAACAUUCUCAAAGAUAAAGGGAGCAAGCCUAAGUAUGUUGGGAGAUAUAGAAUAACAGACGAUGAAUCUCUAAACGCUGCAAUGUGUGCAGCAGGAGGAAUAAUAUCGAUGAUAGCAGCUAAACUUUCAGUUGGACCUUCCAUAUGCAAUAUUCGUAGACAUGGUGAUAAUAGUCGAUUGCAUGACGUUAGUGUCAGUGUUACAAGUGGUAACUUUCUUGCAGCCAAGAGAAGAGGGGUUGUCGGUGGAAUUGAUUAUGGGUCAACUGGGGAAGUUAAAAAAAUAGACGCUACUCGCAUGCGUGAAAGACUUGAUGGUGGUUCUAUAGUUAUUUUAACCAACUUGGGCUACUCCAGCUCUGGUGAAGUAUUGAAUUGCAACACCUAUGAGGUUGCAACAGCUUGUGCCUUGGCAAUUGGGGCAGACAAGUUAAUAUGCGUUAUAGAUGGUCCAAUACUUGAUGAAAAUGGACGCCUAAUUCGUUUCUUGCCUCUUGAAGAAGCAGACAUGUUAAUUCGCAAGCGGGCCGAGCAAAGUGAAAUAGCAGCUAACUAUGUGAAAGCGGUUGAGGAAGAAGGUUUAAAUCCUGAGCAUAACAAUUUUAACGGGGCAGUCAAAUCUCCACCUAAUGGAAAACGCAUUACAGAAUGGCAUAAUGCAACUUUCCACAAUGGUGUUGGUUUUGAGAAUGGAGAUGGCUUAGGGACUAGCGAGCAAGGCUUUGCUAUUGGAGGUCAAGAACGGCUAAGUCGAAUGAAUGGGUACCUGUCAGAAUUGGCUGCUGCAGCUUUUGUUUGCAGGGGAGGGGUUCAAAGAGUUCACUUGUUGGAUGGCACUAUUAGUGGAGUUUUAUUGUUGGAAUUGUUUACAAGAGAUGGGAUGGGAACAAUGGUGGCUAGUGACCUUUACGAAGGCACUCGAAAGGCAGAGAAAGAAGAUUUUUCUGGAAUCAAACAACUUAUUCAGCCUUUGGAGGCAUGUGGCAUUCUGGUUAAGCGGUCUGAUGAAGAGCUGCUACAAACGUUGGAUAAUUUCGUUGUUGUGGAAAGAGAAGGUCAAAUAAUUGCAUGUGGUGGCCUUUUUCCUUACCCUGAGGAGAAGUGUGCAGAGGUUGCUGCUAUUGCAGUAUCUCCUGAUUGCCGUGGCCAAGGACAGGGAGACAAAUUGCUUGAUUAUAUGGAGAAGAAAGCAGCAUCUCUUGGAUUCAAUAAGCUUUUCCUACUUACAACACGUACAGCAGAUUGGUUUGUGAGGCGUGGAUUUUCAGAAUGUUCAAUUGAUAAUAUUCCUGAAAAGAAAAAGAAAACAAUCAACCUGUCCCGCAAUUCUAAGUAUUAUAUGAAGAAGCUUCUACCAAAUAAGAGUGGAAUUACUGUUGGUGGAAACAAAUUAGUUACAAAUUAGAACUAUUUUCCAGUUACAAGGGGGUAAGUGUGAUUGGAAGCAUGGGCACUUAUGCUAAAUAAUAAUAAGUUAAUAAUCCCGUAACAAUCUUGUAGCUCGAAUAUGUGUUUGGUACCAGGUCUUCGACAUGUAGCAUUAACCUUUGUAUUGUAAAUCUGUUGUCAGUAUUUAAUUUCUAUUAGUGUUUA
Molecule: messenger RNA, 2229 nt
Organism: Medicago truncatula (barrel medic)
Lineage: Eukaryota; Viridiplantae; Streptophyta; Magnoliopsida; Fabales; Fabaceae
Product: probable amino-acid acetyltransferase NAGS2, chloroplastic
Exons: 10
Coding region: 221-2041 (606 amino acids)
Biological process (GO): L-arginine biosynthetic process
Cellular component (GO): cytoplasm
Molecular function (GO): L-glutamate N-acetyltransferase activity, acting on acetyl-CoA as donor
Source: RefSeq, a predicted model, not a curated record